Molecule: messenger RNA, 958 nt
Organism: Nymphaea colorata (pocket water lily)
Lineage: Eukaryota; Viridiplantae; Streptophyta; Magnoliopsida; Nymphaeales; Nymphaeaceae
Product: RING-box protein 1a
Exons: 5
Coding region: 252-608 (118 amino acids)
Biological process (GO): ubiquitin-dependent protein catabolic process; protein ubiquitination
Cellular component (GO): nucleus; cullin-RING ubiquitin ligase complex
Molecular function (GO): zinc ion binding; ubiquitin protein ligase activity; cullin family protein binding
Source: RefSeq, a predicted model, not a curated record
UUUCAGACAUACACCAAACUUGGUAUCCGACGGAUACGAAGUUGAUUGGACCUCACCUGAGAAAGCGUGGGCAGAGCUUGGACGGCUGGUAAGGGCUUUUGGGCCACCCGGCCCGAAGCCGCAGCCUUACUCCCGUUGACAACCAGCUUCGCCUAGAAGGGCGGCAUGCAGUUUCCUCCUCGGGGCAGAGGAGGCACGCUAGGGGCAAAAUUCCUGGUCGCCUGAAGGGUCGCGGGAGGGGAGAGAGAGAGAUGGCAUCCUUGGACACAGAUAUUAACAUGGUGCCCGCCGGCGAGGGAUCGAGCGGCGCCGGCCCAAGCGUCAAUCCCAAGAAGCCGAAACGCUUUGAGAUCAAGAAAUGGAACGCCGUCGCGCUCUGGGCUUGGGAUAUCGUGGUUGAUAAUUGUGCGAUUUGCCGGAACCAUAUCAUGGAUCUCUGUAUCGAGUGUCAAGCCAAUCAAGCAAGUGCGACAAGUGAAGAAUGUACUGUCGCAUGGGGAGUCUGCAACCAUGCAUUUCACUUUCAUUGCAUUAGUCGAUGGCUGAAGACACGGCAAGUUUGCCCACUGGAUAACAGUGAGUGGGAGUUCCAGAAAUAUGGCCACUAGAAAUGCACCUUUUAAAGACGGGAUAUGGCAUUUUAGCUUCCUACUGGACCUACUUUGUCUUUUUUAUACCAAAUGAACAAAACAGUUACAUGUUCACUCACGUGGCCCAAGUUUAUAGCCCUUUUAUCAUUUCCUGAACCCAUGUUAUGAGGUUUGGAAGUGUUGCCAGAGUCGAUUCUCUUUUAGCAGGUAGAUCAUUCUGCUUGUGCCUGUUCUGUGCGACUAGGUUCACUUAAGUUUGAUUAUGCAUCCAUUUUCUGCAUUUCAUGAGGAACCUGGGUUUUUUUGUGGCUGUAAAGUGACUUUAAAGUGUAUGGAAAGUGACUCCAAAGCACUGUUAGGUACUGAAA